AUGUUUGUUGAGCUUGUUUCGAUCCUUGCUCUUCUAGGAUUCGCUAUCGGUGUGCACACCGACCAGGAUGCAGGAGACUUAGAAGCAAGGUCUGCUCAGCCUCAGCCGUCUUGGGUGGAUUUGGGCCCGUUACCAUUUGGAGGAGUGCCUCAUGAGGAGGACGUUGUCGUGGAAAAGUUUCCGCUGGAUACUCUGAUAACACGAGCAUCCAACACAGCCGACAGCACUGAGCAGAAUGACUGGUCGCUCGACUCCAUGUUGACAGAGGCUCCUGUAGCUCACAUCACUUCACCUUCCAGUGAUGAGUCUUGGAAGAAGAGGCCUGACCGUGAAUUGCACCACCAUCCUCAACCAUAUGCAAGUUCGAGCUCAGAGGACGAUUACUAUUCAACUGCCAGGUCCUCCAUCUCCUCUACCUCGUCUGAGGGCUACGAUGAAUCCUCUUCGUCGUCAUUUGAUCAUACCCGCUCCCACAAGGCCGUGGACUGUGAGCACUCCACUGGCCUCCAGCACGUCCACCGCAGCUGCUGUGACCACAUCGACCUCGACUUCAACUUCCACAAGCCUGGUUUGGAACGGCUCACCAACAGAAUCGGGAACUACACUUACGAGUGCAGAUGCGUUGAAUACUUCCGUGGUGCCGAGCUUCACAUUAAGAAACCCGUUCUCAAGAAACACUUCCACGGCAGCGGUUCCUUCUGGGCCGACAUUGACGCCUAG
Molecule: messenger RNA, 720 nt
Organism: Diaporthe amygdali
Lineage: Eukaryota; Fungi; Ascomycota; Sordariomycetes; Diaporthales; Diaporthaceae
Exons: 3
Coding region: 1-720 (239 amino acids)
Source: RefSeq, a predicted model, not a curated record